CGUUCUAUGUUCAUUGCUCCUCGAUCACACAGAAUGUCAAUCGCUCAUGUCGUACGGAAUGAGGAGAUUGGCCACCUCGUUGAAUCAGUUUGGCAUGGAUUUGGCUCGUUCGAUGGAAAUGCAGCCACACCACACAACCUCAUCAUCGUAUUCGUUUUGUCCGUUCUGUGUGGGCACUUCGUUGGCCAUAUUGAUGGCCGGCCUUGAAGACAACGGCCCGUUAUCAUUGCGAUACGCUCUCUACCUGAAUUCGAUGCAGCCACAAGAAGUGCAUCUAGCAUUUCUGGAUCUAAUGCGUCACCUACAGGUCAAUUUACCCGUUGGUUUCUCGAUACAACAGCCACACAAUUUGUGGGAAGCGAAUCACCGGAACCAUGGUCUUGCUGAUGAUGUCAUGUUCAUAGUGAAUCAGGUGUACGUCCAACGCUACAUUCCGAUGGACUAUCGAUUCUAUCGUCUGGUGCAACGUUAUUACCAGACGCCGAUACGAAGCUUGGAUUUUGCCUAUGCACCGGAAGAAUCGUGGCAUCAUAUCAAUGCCAAAGUGGAACAUGAAACCCAAGGAAGAAUCGACCAUGUGCUCGAUUCACAGCUCGUGACAUCGUCUCCUCAUCCAUUGUCAUCCACACGACUGCUUUUUCUGUCCGGCCUUCAUUUCCGAGCUAGACUUGACUUUCGACAAUUGGUUAGUCCUGCGAUGCAUGAUCAACAACGACGUCGUCGAGGUGCCCUGCAACGACUCUGGCCUUUGCGGUCACCUUUUCUUCCGCCAGCUAAUCAUCACCAGAUUUUGUUUCCGGCUUUGGUUCAUUCGAACCACCAUCAACCACCACCACCACCACCAAUCAAUCGUCCUCCAUUCGGAUUGCUAUUCAAACCAUGGUUGGCCAACAACAUAACAAUAACGACAACAUUGCCAUCCACUUCAACAUCAUCAUCACCAUCUACGACGACGACGACGACGACGACGACCACCACCACCACCACCACCAGCACAGCUUCGCCUGUAAUUGCUUUGAAAUUAUCAUCAACAACUACGGCGGCACCAGUCCAAAAUACCCAUCAUAUGGAACAUGCAGCAACAUUCAAUCCAUUCGAACCAUUAUUAUUAUCAAACGACAAGGGUAAUCGAGUUGCAGUUAAGAAAAGAAUCCGACUACGGUAUCAGCACAACGAUUAUCUGAACAGCACCGUUAUUGAAUUGCCAUUUGUGGGAGGCACAGUGUCCCUGUUGAUUCUGCUUCCGGACAGUCUACAACAAAUGCCGUUGAUGCUAUCCCGGUUGAACGGUCAGCUGAUCAUCGAUCUAUUGCAGACACUACAGACGAGACGGAUGGACAUAAGUUUGCCAUUGUUUACAAAUCACACCCAUUAUAUAAAUCCUGAUCGCCUGAGUAAUCUUCUCACUUUGAUCGGUUUAGGUGAGCUAUUCACUGUCACAAACGACAAUCAUUCGGAUGACCAUCGUUCGUUGGCUGCAGCAUUGGUGCCAAUGAUGCAGAUUUCUCACAAAUGCAUGAUUGAUAUGAAUGUUAUCGACGACGACGACGACGACGACAACGAUGAUGAUGAGCACAAUGACUGGUCAGGAACAACACAAGACAACAAGAUCGCCAAGAAACUCUCUCAUCAGGAAGAUGCGAUGAAGCACAUUAGUUUGCAAAUGGAAACCUUCAUCUAUCUCAUCAUCGACAACGUUUCCGGCCUCAUCCUGGUGAUGGGCAAACAUGGUUCAAACUAA
Dermatophagoides farinae (American house dust mite) is the source of this 1741-nucleotide messenger RNA. RefSeq lists its product as uncharacterized. Lineage: Eukaryota; Metazoa; Arthropoda; Arachnida; Sarcoptiformes; Pyroglyphidae. The record is from RefSeq and is a predicted model, not a curated record. Gene Ontology annotation, molecular function: serine-type endopeptidase inhibitor activity.